This is a messenger RNA of Symbiodinium sp. CCMP2592, 2130 nucleotides long. Lineage: Eukaryota; Dinophyceae; Suessiales; Symbiodiniaceae. The record is from the annotation of a GenBank genome assembly.
AUGGCGAUGGUCGAACGGCUCGAGGACGACGACGUGGCAUGGCGCCGACAUGUGCUGAUGGAAAUCGAUCCAUAUGAGGCUGAACCGCAGUCUGUGCCAAAACUGGAGAGAUCCGAACACGAUCUUCCCUCAGCAGACGCAUCUGGUGAAGUGGACAAGGAGGAGCGACACGAGCGACGUGAAGCGGAGCUUCAGUUUGACUCAGCCUCCGACGACGAGCUUAGUCCGGCAAGGAAGCCGCCGGGCUCUCCUCAAAAACUGCAUGCAAAGGCACAAGAGGCACCAGAGGAUGUACAACGAGAGCAGUCGGAAGCAACGCGGGCAGAGUCGCCGGAGUCAUUGAACGUGGAGUCCGUGGACGACUCUGUCCAUGCUACGAUCGAGGAUCCUGCCGUGCAGGACGACAAGGAAGCGACUGCCCCGGAAGCUCCCGAGGAUGCUGAGCGAGGUGCCGGAAGCUGCAAAGAGGAGGUCCGGACGACGCAACCUGAAGCAGAUGGCAGCAAUGCGCAGAAGCAGGAGGAGAUGAGGCCUAUUCAGAAGAUGCGGCGUGUCUUCAUGCAGAGGUCCCGCCGCGGCAGUCCAGGCGCAAACGACGACAAGGAACCUCACCAGGAGGCGCAGAGCGACCAGAAGAGUGACCGUGCAACAGACGAGUCGGAGCCUGCCACGGUGAAUGCCGAGCAGGGCGGGGCCGCAGCGAAUUCCGGCCCCGAGCCGGAGCCUAACGGAGCAGAGCUCGAGAGUGAGCGCUGGCAAGAUGAAGGCGACCGGGACUUGGCUGAGGCUGAGGAGCCAUGCGCCGAUGCUGAGGGUGCCGAGCAUUCCCAAGGUGAGGAGGGGACCAUGGAGGCAACUGCCACCCAGGCCCAGGAGCUUCAGGAUGAGGCAGAAGGCAUCGUGCCGCCUCAGGUCGAGGAGCCUGUCAAGGAGCCUCAGCCCCGCUCGGAGAAUCCAGGCUCCGAGCUCGAGGCGUCAACGAAGGCUCCGGAGGCGGAGGGCUUCGACAAACCGGAGGAGCCCGAACACACUGCCCAGCCUUCUCCGACAGGCUCUGCUCAGGAGCCACAUGUAGCGACGGUCCCCAAGCCGCAGCCAGCCUGGAGGUCCAAAUCUGCGGGUCCGGUGGCAAAGGAGGAGCCUUCCCUGGGAGAGGCCGCUGGUCCUGGCGAGCUUGCCAGGCGUGUGUGGCGCGCUUCUGCAGCUCCCACCAGGUCAAGGAGUGCUGCUCCGAACUCGGAGAUGCCCGGUGCUGCGACAGGAAGAGAUCUUCGACCCCGUCGCCGGGACAACAGGCGCGUGCCACGGGGCAAGAAAGGCCCGAGGUCGGUAUCGCCGCAGCACAAGGUGGAGGAUGCGCCAGCUGCAGGAUCCCAGCUUUUCGUUUAUGGGCCUUGGCACGCUGCCGUUGGCAGGUACGGAGUGCGCCGAGCCGCACUGCACUCCGAGACUGCAGAGCCAAAGGGCCCUGAGAGCCCUGAGGAUGCGCUAGCCAAGAGCCUGCCCUUCCUCACAGAUGAGUCGCUUAUUGCGGAUGACAUCAGCUACGAAGGCCUGUUGGCAACUUGCCAGGGCCGCGAGAGCUACCUGUCGGCUAUGCGAGAUUGGCAGCAGCUGGUUCCAGAGAGGCUCGAGGACUUCAAGGUCCUGCGAAUGGAAUCCUGGCGGCUAAACCCGGGCGUCGUUACAGCAAGGUGGAGCAUUGGCUUCGUCGCGCCGCUUCCACCUUCCUGGAAGCUUCGCGAGCUGCCAGCGGAUGCGCCGCUGCUGCCAGGGGCCAAGGUCCGCGUGGAGACGCAGCUGGUCGCAGAGAUGACGCUGAAUUCGGAGGGGAAGGUGGUGCGGCACGAGGAGGCCAUCUCGGCGGGAUAUGAGAUCCUGGAUGCCAUCGCCCGAUACGAGCUGCUGACUGCCAGAAGGAGGGAGGCGGACCCCGUCACCUGGUACUGGCAAGUCCUCAAGGACACCACCAUGGAAGAGAUGGCCGUGCGGUCAGGGCAGAUGGCCACACCGGAGGAGCUAGAGUGGCGCUUUAACGAGAUGGUGCUCAGAAACUUUCUCUAUGGCGCUGCUUUGGGCAUAGCCUUCUGGUUUACCCUGAAGUUCAUUCUGUCUGCCAGAAGCCCCUAA